AAAAAUCUACUUAAUGGACAGACAACAAACAUAAUAACCUACCGGUUCAAUCCGUAACCGGUUUAGUAAUUUCAAUUUUGAUCACACCCGGUUUUGUCACCCCCUCUUUCUCUAUAUAUCCCCCACCAUGACCGACUCUGCAAGACGCGUCGUAUCAAAAAUAUUCGUAAAUCGUUCUUCUUCUUUACUCUCUCCUUCUCUCUCUCUCUCUCUCCAUCGAUCAUAAUGGGAAUAUGUGUGUCGUUCAAUCAGAAAAACCCAGAUACUUCGCCGACGGUGAAGAUCGUGACGGUUAACGGCGAUCUACGUGAGUACAAUGUUCCUGUAAUACCAUCUCAGGUUCUUGAAGCCGAGUCAGCAGCAGCUUCGUCGUCUUCGUCUUCCUCUAGACCUUCUUCUUACUUCAUCUGCGAUUCCGACUCACUCUACUACGACGACCACAUCCCGGCGAUAGAAUCCGAAACGCCGCUUCAGGCCGACCAGAUCUACUUCGUCCUACCGGUUUCUAAACGUCAGAACCGUUUAACGGCGUCCGAUAUGGCGGCUCUCGCCGUUAAAGCGAGCGUCGCGAUACAGAACUCCGUCGGGAAAGAGUCUCGUCGGCGGAAGAAGGUUAGAAUAUCUCCGGUGAUGAUGUUGACGGGUUCUAACGAUUCCGCCGGGAAUGAGAAGACGGUUAAGAAGGGAUCAAGGUCGGUUGUGAGUAAAACUGCGCCGUUUAAAGGUUCGGGUGGUUAUAACCGGUCCGGUUCGGCUCGUAAUUUGAGGAGAUAUACUUCGAGACGAGCUAAGCUUGCGGUUCGAUCUUUUAGGUUGAAGCUUUCAACCAUUUAUGAAGGCUCCGUCGUUUAGACCAUCUCGAAUCGUUUUCUCUAUUUUUUUCUAUAGAGGUGAGUUUUACCUAUUAGUGUUCUAUUUUUACCUCAAAAAUAAAGAUUGCUAUUUUUUUCAUUUAUUUAUAGAGUAACCUUUGUAAAAUAAAAUAGGGUUCUUCUGAAAAAAAAAAUAGCAAUCUCUAAUUUUAGAGAUGAAAAUAGAGAACCAUUGGAGUAAAACUUUCAUAAACUUACCUUUAUUAUAAAAUUCCUCUACUAUAGAGAUAAAAAUAGAGAACUAUUGGAGAUGUUCUUAGAAUGUUUUCAGUUUUUUAGGAAUAAAUAAAUAAAUUAGAAAAGAUAAAAGAAUGAAAACAAUAUUAGAAGAA
Camelina sativa (false flax) is the source of this 1204-nucleotide messenger RNA. RefSeq lists its product as uncharacterized. The record is from RefSeq and is a predicted model, not a curated record. NCBI's taxonomy places the organism in Eukaryota, Viridiplantae, Streptophyta, Magnoliopsida, Brassicales, Brassicaceae.